This is a messenger RNA of Zasmidium cellare ATCC 36951, 1425 nucleotides long. RefSeq lists its product as uncharacterized. The coding region runs from base 1 to 1425 and encodes 474 amino acids. The record is from RefSeq and is a predicted model, not a curated record. NCBI's taxonomy places the organism in Eukaryota, Fungi, Ascomycota, Dothideomycetes, Mycosphaerellales, Mycosphaerellaceae. Gene Ontology annotation, molecular function: protein binding. The transcript is spliced from 2 exons.
AUGGGCUUCGAUACCAUGAGGUCGUUCCAACACCUGGGCUUGAACUCUUCGCCCCAUAGCUUAGAGGCCGCCGACGAUGGUUCCAGCAACGAAAGCCUCCGACGACAAGACUCUUUCAUGUUCAAUGAGAGCAUAAGACAACGGCAAGUCAACAGCCGCCCCGCGACAAACAUCUUCCAUGUCCUAACAGUUCACAGAGGAGGUAUUGCGGCUACACGAACACGAAACACUUCUGAAGCCGGUCGAUCGAUCAUGCGCAACAAGAGACCUUCGUUACCUGUCACGGCACCUCCAUCGUUUCAAGCUACCAAAGCAAAAUGGUCACCACCAGCAUCUCCCGCAACCACAUCACCAACAGCAUCACCUACCUCGUCACCCAGAACAUCGUCAGCACAAAUCAACACCACCAGCUCAAUACCCUCACCUUCAAAUCUCACCAUGAGCGCCAAGGAGAAGCAUGCCUUGGGCAAUCAACUGUUCGAUGCUGCUUGCUCUGGUGAUCUGACUGGCAUUCAACUGCUCCUGGCACAAGGCGCACCCAUCAACUGCUCGGUUCUUGUUGGAGGCCUUUUCGAGUCGUUCAAGCCAGCAAAGGCGGGUCACAUCUGCCCACUAGCAGGUGCUGCAUCUUAUGGCCAAUACGAUGCCGCCGAGCUACUCCUCGCGCACAACGCAGAGCUCAACCCAAACACAAGCCAGUCUGCCAGCAGUCCACUUCAUCAAGCAAUCAGAAACAACGACAUGGAGCUAGUACGAUUCUUCCUCGAGCGAGGCGCGGACGUGAACAUCAACAACAGUUACAAAACGACACCGCUGAUGUACGCCUGCAAAUACGGCUCACCAGAGCUCGUUGCCCUCCUCUUGGAGUCCAAGCCAGACGUCAACAGCUUGUCCUUCAUCAACGUUGCCGCGAUCCACUGGUCGGUAUGGCCCGGCAACACCGAAAUCACGGAACUGCUCCUCAAGGCCAAGGCCAACCCGAACCACCCGAUGGCAGAUGGCAACACCCCGUUACAUUGCGCAAUCAUGACCGGGUCACUUGUCUUCAACUUUUACUCCCAUCAUUACUCGCGCCCGUACGAGACCGAGAAGAGACCAGGCAUCGUCGCCCUCGGUGUCGCCGAAGAAACAGGCGGCGACUCCACAUCUCUUCUCCACACGUGCUUGCAAGGGUGUAUCCCUGCGAAGAUCUGUCUGUUGAAAGGAAGCCGGACUUCUCGCCGCGCGCUCGGACGGUCUGGCGUGGGCUUAGGGUUGUCAUGUGAUGGGAGAAUGAGAAUGAGCAGGGCUGUGAUAGAGCGCGCGGGUUCCGCGUGGACGGGUAUUUCGUGGGUGAAGAUGGUGAGGUUGAUUCUUUUUCCUGUUGUGGUGAUUUUUACAGUCUGCAAGAGAGGUUCUCUGGGGCUUCGGCGGUUUGCUGUCUGA